CUCGAAACCUUCAAUUCCCCAAGGACGAAGUCUACAAACCGCCAAAAUGCCUCAAGAAAUCUCCGACAUCAAGAACUUCAUUGAGAUUUGCAGACGCAAGGAUGCUUCCUCUGCACGCAUAAAGCGCAACAAGAAGACAUCCCAAACCAAGUUCAAGGUCCGCUGCUCACGACACCUCUACACGCUCGUCUUGAAGGAUUCGGAGAAGGUCGAGAAGUUGAAGCAAUCCCUACCGCCCAGUCUCACCAUCGCCGAUACCCCCAAGAAGAACGCCAAAGGAAAGCGAACAGCAUAAGGAAUGACAGUCUUGGGGCUUUGACUUGAUGGAGUGGAGAUCAUGAAGGUGUUGUGCAUUGACUUUUCGCAAAAGGCGUCUGGCAUACCAUGGCAAUGGCACAACUGAACUGCUGCGCUGCGAUGAGAUAGCAGGGCGAAUACGAAUGGUCAACCAAACCAAAGUCGAAGCGCGUCCUUCUACGCACCUUGCUCUUUUGACUUUCCUAAACGAGGACACUGCUUACUGAC
Hyaloscypha bicolor E is the source of this 525-nucleotide messenger RNA. Its product is annotated as putative 60S ribosomal protein L38. The record is from RefSeq and is a predicted model, not a curated record. The transcript has 4 exons. Gene Ontology annotation, molecular function: structural constituent of ribosome. Lineage: Eukaryota; Fungi; Ascomycota; Leotiomycetes; Helotiales; Hyaloscyphaceae. Gene Ontology annotation, cellular component: ribosome; cytosolic large ribosomal subunit. Bases 47 to 295 code for a protein of 82 amino acids. Gene Ontology annotation, biological process: translation; protein-RNA complex assembly.